This is a messenger RNA of Lolium perenne, 1413 nucleotides long. Its product is annotated as myb-related protein Hv33. The record is from RefSeq and is a predicted model, not a curated record. NCBI's taxonomy places the organism in Eukaryota, Viridiplantae, Streptophyta, Magnoliopsida, Poales, Poaceae.
GCCACAGGCCGGAGGUGUCUUAAGCUUCAAUCCACAGCCCGCGCGCGCCCUUGCUUGCUUCGAACCUACUUGAUCGCUGCCUCACCUCACUCACUCACUCACCGAGCUCUCCCUCCCUCUCGCCUGAGUGACCCUGCCGUUCUUGACACGCACGCUUCCCCGCAUAUAUAACCACCACCCGGCAGCGAUCGGCAGGAAGCAACCGUCGGUCAGUUAUUACAACGAUCAAUCGGUGUCGCCUCGUCGGAGUAGCUACGAGACCGGCCAGCAGCUCCUCGUUAGGUUGCCGCCUCGUCGGAGGAAAACCAAUGGGACGUCUGUCUAGCGGCGUGCAGCAGCAGCCCAAGCUCCGCAAGGGGCUGUGGUCGCCGGAGGAGGACGAGAAGCUGUACAACCACAUCAUCCGCCACGGCGUCGGCUGCUGGAGCUCCGUGCCCAGGCUGGCCGGGCUGCACCGCUGCGGCAAGAGCUGCCGCCUGCGCUGGAUCAACUACCUCCGCCCCGACCUCAAGCGCGGCAGCUUCUCGGCGCAGGAGGAGGACCACAUCGUCGCGCUCCACGAGAUACUAGGCAACAGGUGGUCGCAGAUCGCGUCGCAUUUGCCGGGACGGACAGACAACGAGAUCAAGAACUUCUGGAACAGCUGCGUCAAGAAGAAGCUCCGGCAGCAGGGCAUCGACCCCGCCACGCACAAGCCCAUCGCCCUCGACAUCGGGGCACUGCCGGACACCACCGAAGACGAAGACCACAAGCCGCUCGUUGCCGCGGACGGCCCAGCAGUUCUGAAGCAGUCGGCGCUGUUCGACCCGUUUCCGGUGUGCGCCGACUUCGACGCCGGGUUCGGAGCCGACGGCCUCGGCGCGGCGAACGUUGCCGCAUUGUACGGUCAGUUCAUCGGCGGUGCCAAGGAUGACGACGCCGGGUUCGGCGCCGCCGACUACAGCAGCGUGCUGGACGUGUCGGAGAACCUGGGGUACGGCGGGGAGAGCUCCAGCAACAGCAGCAACUGGAACGAGGUGGGCAGCGUGCUGGACGCCGGCGACGCGCUGCACUGGGCCAAGACGGAGCCCUUCGCGGAGAUGGAUCAGCUGCAGCAGCACAGCGGGUACGGAGGAGGAUCGCUGCCCAAUUUCGAUUUCAACUUGGAGUAUUUCUGAUCUCUUCUUUUUUUCCCCUAAAUUUAAUUUUACCUUAUUAAGUCACCCCGAUUCCCGCAUAUGCUUAUUACACGGCAGGACAGUGACAGUACAGAACCAUUCAAAAGGUUAAUUAUAUAGAGGAUGUAUGUAAUACAACUAUACUGUACGUAGAUUAUGUGAAUUUUCUAAGACAAGAAGAUACAGUACGAUCAAACGCGACCGUUAUGUACUUGUAAAACACUUGUAAGAAAUAAAGAUUUUGCACUUCGCAUUA